AUGUGAUGAUGCAGUAAGUCACCUCUGAAGAAGGCUAAAUUUCUGGGAAUGAAAUGUUGGAAACUAGUUCGUGGAAAAACUGUUGAAGACAUAUCAUAACAACUAGUUAAACAACUGUAAAUAGUAACUGCAUUAUAAUACAAGGUGUUAAGAAGGAAUCAGAAAGAAGAGUUCAAUGGCUCAGUGGGCCAAGCUGCAACAGUUACAAGGAGAGGCUUUGAAACAAGUACAGAAUGUAUACGGUGAUCACUUUCCCUUAGAGGUUCGAUUUGUUCUGGCACAAUGGAUAGAGGACAAACCAUGGAGUGAAUUAGAUCCAGAUAACCCUAAUCAUGAAAAUUAUGCAGCUAGAUUAGCUGUUUCUUUAAUUCAAGAGUUGGAGAAGAAAGCAAGUUCUGAGGACUUAAAUUUCAUAAUGAAACUUAAGCUUGAUGAAGCUGCUGUUUAUUUCAGAGAUCACUACAGCAGUAAUCCUCAACAGCUUAUAAAGGUUAUUAAAAACUGUCUGCAGGCUGAACAUAAUGCUAUUCAAUUAGCUGAAAAUCCAUGUGUUCACGUACCGAACCAAAUAUUGGGAAUAUCUCACAUACACCAGGAAAUCAGCCAGCAUUUGGAUAAGCUAAAAAAGAAAACACAAGAAACCGAAGAAGAAGUACGGCGUAUGCAACAAGAACAAGAAUCUUUUGUGAUACAGUACCAGGAGAGUGCUAAACGUCAAGCACAGAUUCAACAGUUAACAAACCAGCCCAAUACUCACAAUAAUGUAGAAAUGCUUAGUAAGCUACAGAGAGAAAAGGAAUUGUUGGACGAUGCUUUACGUCAGCGAGCUACUUCACUGGUUCAACAGAGGCAGGCCCUUGCUGACAGACAACAAGACACCUUGAUGCAAGUUCAUGCUCUACAGACCCGAGUCUUGGAUGAUGAACUCAUUAAGUGGAAACGAAACCAGCAGCUAUCUGGGAAUGGUGUUAUAUUUGAAAAUAAUCUGGAUCAGAUUCAAGAAUGGUGUGAAUUACUUGUGGAAAUCAUAUGGCAGAACAGACAACAAAUUAAACGAGUCGAAAUGCUGUGCAGUCAGCUGCCUAUUAAUUCUCCGAUGGGAAACAUUUUGGAAAGGUUCAGAUCCCUAAAUUCAGAUAUCACAGGUCUACUUUCAUCACUUGUCACAAGCACCUUUGUUAUUGAGAAAUUGCCACCUCAAGUCAUGAAGACCAACACCAGGUUUACUGCUACUGUCAGACUGUUGGUAGGAGGUAAACUUAAUGUUCACAUGACCCCACCACAAGUCAGAGUCACCAUCAUAAGUGAAGCACAAGCAAAUUCCCUCCUGAAAAACAAAGUGGGAAUGACUGAGGCAAGUGGAGAAAUAUUAAACAAUACAGGGACUAUGGAAUACCACCAAGCUACCCGGCAGCUCAGUGUCAGUUUCAGAAAUAUGCAACUUCGAAAAAUUAAGAGAGCAGAAAAGAAAGGAACUGAGUCUGUGAUGGAUGAGAAAUUUUCGCUGUUGUUUCAAUCCGAGUUCAAGGUAGGAGGUGAAGAACUGGUUUUCAGAGUAUGGACGUUAUCUCUUCCUGUUGUGGUCAUUGUUCAUGGUAAUCAAGAACCACAUGCUUGGGCAACAGUCACUUGGGACAAUGCAUUUGCAGAACCUGUAUAUAUUCCACCUAGAAUGUCUGACUCAUAUCAGGGUCGGGUUCCCUUUGCUGUACCGGACAAAGUUCCUUGGCCUCAAAUGGCAGAAGUGUUAAACAUGAAAUUCCAUGCUGCUUGUGGACAGGGCCUUUCAGCAGAGAACUUGCAGUAUUUGGCGACUAAAGGAUUUCGGAAUUCACAAAUUCAAGACUUUAGUAACAUGAUGAUUACCUGGUCACAAUUUUGUAAAGAACCCCUUCCCGAUAGAAAUUUUACUUUCUGGGAGUGGUUUUAUGCAAUCAUGAAAGUUACCAGGGAACAUCUGCGUGUGCUUUGGAAUGAUGGAGUUGUCAUUGGAUUCAUUGGGAGACGAAAUGCUGAAGAAAUGCUGUUGAAGAGACCUAGUGGAACAUUCCUUCUUCGAUUCAGUGAUUCUGAGCUUGGUGGUGUAACUAUAGCCUGGGUAGCUGAAGAUCCACAGCAAGAGACACAUGAAGUGUUUAUGCUCCAGCCUUUUACCAGCCGAGACUUUUCUAUCCGUACGCUUGCGGACCGCAUCAAUGACUUGAAGCAUCUCUUAUACCUGUAUCCAGAUAGGGCAAAGGAUCAAGCCUUUGGAAAGUAUUACACUCCAUUCACAGAAAACCAACCCCCUUCCAGUAAUGGAUAUGUUAAGCCAGUUCUAGUGACACACAUACCAGGUUUAACAGGGAUGGUUAGCGGACUUGACAGUUUUCCUGGAACACCCCAGUCCUAUUUUCCACCCCAUUCUCCUGACACUGGUGGUUACAUUGAUCCCUCUUCCAUGCCAGGCAGUGGUGACCAACCCAUGCAUGCCGGUGCAGCAGUGUCUGAUAUGGACUACGAUUUGCUAGGCAUGGACCUGAUGUCGGGAGACAUGGAUGUGCCGGUAGAUUUCUCAACCAUCAAUGUUAGUGACCUCGUGGCUUACACCAAAUCUGAAUAAAAGUCUUACUUGAAACCUUGGAGAGAUGCAGUGGUUCCUGAAGAAUGGAAAUAUGCUUACUCGUCAAGGAAGUUCCACGAUUCUAACUUGCUCAUGUGAACAUGUUAAGUGCUUGUGAAGCUAUAUAAAUCUUUACUUUUCUUUGAAAUGCACCUGCUAGAAAUUUUGAAUUGCAGUACAAAAUACGCUUAAUAUAAAUUUGUGACAAAAUGACACCAAUUAAUACAGUGAAAUUAUAAAAAAACUAGAUUAUCUUGUCAGUAAUUACAUUAAAACAUCUAUAUGAGAAUGAAAGAAGAAAUCUGUUAAGUUUAAAAUAAAUAUCACCAGAAUGAUAGCUUAAGUAUUUGUGUAUUAGAACAACGGUAGCUUUCGAGCUAUCAUGGGAGAUGAGUUGUUCUUUAAAUUUCUGCACAGAUGUGUAGAUUUUCUCAUUGUUGAGCUUUAUUAUUAGGUUUUCUGUAAAAUAGUCGUACAGGAUAUUUGUAAUAUAUCCAUAUCAGAAGUUAUAAGAUAUACAUAACUUCUACCAAGAAAAGUGCGAAGUUAUUUGAAUUGUUUACAUCAGUCUUGGUUAGUUCACCAUCUUUGUUGACUAGCUGCUCAACUUGGCAGUAAUUGGUUCGAGCUUUGUUGUGGUUCUAUGAAAAUGUUAUUAACUAUUAUCAUUGCUUUUAUUCGAAAACAUUAUUCACAUUUUCAUGGUGUGCUUUUUUUUUUUAUGAAUACUUUUACUGUUAUGUCAGUUGUUAUUACAUUCGAUCUUGUUUUAUGUACAGGUAUGUAUCAUGUAAAAUACAAAAAUGGAAAGUUGUUCAGUUGAAAUUAGUCACUUUUUCGAUACUUAGAAAUUUGUCAAACAAAUGUACUUUCACAAAUUCAUUGUUGUAUAUUUGACAUAUGUAAGGCCAUUAUCUUUUAUUUGUUUUUUUAAAGGGAAUCUUGGAUAAACAUUUGGAUAGGUAGGGAGAAUAAGAAUAUAAAUGUACAAUAACAUGAAUGAUCAUAGAAAGAAAAAUAAAGUACGAGGGUUUUCCAAACUAGUAUUUAAAGAUGUUUAUAUGCUGUUCAAACUCGGGCAUUUUGUUUAGUAAUCCUUUAGUGAACAGGUAUUUUGAGUAAUCAGGAAAAUAUAAAGAAUAUCUGUUUGUAUGAUCUUGUUUUUCAAGUAAAACAGAAAUACUGCUAUUAAAUUUUUAAAAACAUUUUCAAGAUAAAAUACCUUCGUAAAAGAAAAACUCCUGCUCUCUGUCAUGAAGCAUGUUAAAAAUUGACCCCACCCCAAUUACUAUUGCUGUUACUCCCAGGGCUAGGAUUAACAUUUACUUCUAUUUAAUACUGACUUUCAUUUUAUUUACUGAUGAUUAAUACCAUUGCUAAUCUUUUAAAUUGUUUUUGUUUUAUGUAUUUUGAAUCACCCAAAAAAAACAUGAUACACUGAAAUGAAAAUAUUCCAUUGCACCUUUUUUUUUAAAGUACUGGAGUGAUGACUUGUGUGUAGCCUUAGUGGUUAGCAUCCUGGACUGUGGAUUCCAGUGUCCAAGGUUUGCAUUUGAUUGCCACGAAAACACUCCACGCUUUAGUGUAAUAGUUGUGUUAUAAGAGUGACAGUCAAAUCCCACUAUUCAAUUAAAGUAGCGGCGGGGGCUGUUGGCUAGCUAGCUGCCUUUAUUCUAUAGUGUUCACAGUUAGCGGUUGUUAGCCAAGAUAGCCCUUGUGUAGUUUCACGUGAAUUAUUUUUUUUGUUCAUUAAUAUUUUGUCGAUAUUGAUGGCAGUAAUAAGAAUUAAUAUUUCAUUGACUACUAAAUUAAUCAUUAUUUUAAUAUUGUAAUGAUGCUAAAUAAUGUUUAUUUGUUAGGAUAUUUAAUAUUCCGGAUAUUAAUUUAUAAAUUGAGGCUGUUAAAAGAGUUCUUUUCAGAUUCGCGUAUCGUGCGCCACGAACUCGGAAUUUUACUUUAAAAUCGAUUGUUGAAUAUUUUAUCAUUAUAAAUAUUUGUUUAACUAAUUGAAUAUUUGGGUUGGUGGAUUAAAAAAAACGAGAGAACAUUUGCUUUAUUGAAACAAUUAUUUGGGGAACCUAUAAAUCACGUAAUAAAAAAUAAUGGCCUGAUAUGCACAUGGUGCUGUUACAAUUUAUUUUGUUUGUGUUACAAAUAAAGCUAAAAUGUAAUGAACAUACUUGUUUUAAUGGAUUAACUCAGUGAUAGAAUACUGUAAUCUGCUACAUAUCUUUAAUCUUUCUUGUACAGAUAAGUUGUAGGUGCUCAGUGAUAUAUUUGUUUUCUUUUUAUAUUCUUGUUGUUUCAUGUCAAGUUGACUCUAGACUUCAAGUAUUUUUAGGCCCAUUUACUGGCUCAUAGGGGUGAAAUAAAAGUGUUGAAAAACUGAAAA
Messenger RNA from Limulus polyphemus (Atlantic horseshoe crab), 4994 nucleotides. RefSeq names its product signal transducer and activator of transcription 5B-like. NCBI's taxonomy places the organism in Eukaryota, Metazoa, Arthropoda, Merostomata, Xiphosura, Limulidae. Gene Ontology annotation, molecular function: RNA polymerase II cis-regulatory region sequence-specific DNA binding; DNA-binding transcription factor activity, RNA polymerase II-specific. Gene Ontology annotation, biological process: regulation of transcription by RNA polymerase II; cell surface receptor signaling pathway via JAK-STAT; regulation of cell population proliferation. Bases 176 to 2602 code for a protein of 808 amino acids. The record is from RefSeq and is a predicted model, not a curated record. The transcript has 22 exons.